Messenger RNA from Zootoca vivipara (common lizard), 3243 nucleotides. It is a transcript of the gene KLHDC8A, whose product is annotated as kelch domain containing 8A. The record is from RefSeq and is a predicted model, not a curated record. Gene Ontology annotation, molecular function: protein binding. Lineage: Eukaryota; Metazoa; Chordata; Lepidosauria; Squamata; Lacertidae.
GCUGACUCUAGGCAACUGAGAAAAUACAGGUCACUCCAGCAGAUGGGGAUUCCUCUGCACGUGAUUGUAUUUCAGCUCCUGUAGAGAAAAGUGAAUAUUACGAGGGUUGGAUUGAUGCAGCUGGGCGAUCCGUUUUCCCGGCUCCUCCUUUGCAAACAUACAGCCGUCAUCUCUUUCGGGUUUCCUUCCUCCUUAACCAUGGACUACAGCCUCCAGGGAACGGAGAUCACAGAUGUAUGAUCAGGAUCCAGCAGACGCAGAAAUAGAAGAUUAACAGAUACUCAGUGAAAGUACAAGCGAGCUGCCUAACAGAUGCCGUCUUGCUCCCAUGAUGGAUGUGCCUAGCAUCAAAGACUUCCAGUGGAAAACUCUGGCGCCUCUGCCCAGCCGGAGGGUCUACUGCUCCCUGGUGGAGGCUGGUGGUCAGGUCUAUGCCAUUGGGGGCUGUGAUGACAACGGUGUCCCAAUGGACUGUUUUGAGGUGUACUCCCCUGAAGCCAACCAAUGGAAUUCUCUCCCCCCAAUGCCUACAGCCAGGGCUGGGGUAGCUGUAGCAACACUGGGCAAGAGGAUAAUGGUGAUUGGGGGUGUUGGAGCUAACCAGACACCCCUGAAGAUUGUGGAGAUGUAUAACAUAGACGAGGGCAAAUGGAAGAAAAGGAACUCCUUGCGGGAAGCCUCAAUGGGGAUCUCUGUGACGACGAAAGACUACAGAAUCUACGCAGCUGGUGGAAUGGGAGGAGACCUUCGCCCUCACAAUUACCUGCAGCAUUAUGACAUGCUCAAGGACAUCUGGGUGUCGCUGGCAACCAUGCCCACACCCAGGUAUGCUGCAACUUCCUUCCUACGGGGCACAAAGAUCUAUGUGCUGGGAGGAAGGCAAUCCAAAUAUGCUGUGAAUGCCUUUGAAGUCUUUGACAUCGAGACCAGGUCGUGGACCAAAUUCCCCAACAUCCCCAGCAAACGAGCUUUCUCCAGCUUCGUGUGUGCAGAGAACAACAUCUUCAGCCUGGGGGGUUUACGGCAGGGCAGGCUAUACCGCCAGCCCAAGUUUAUGAAGAACGUGGAUGUGUUUGACAUUGAACAGGGGGGCUGGAUGAAGAUUGAGCGCUCAUUCUUUCUGAAGAAACGACGGGCAGAUUUCAUAUCCGGCUACUUGAAAGGAAGAAUUGUCAUAGCUGGAGGCCUAGGAAACCAACCCACUGUCCUGGAAUCAGCUGAGGCCUUUCAUCCUGGAAAAAACAAAUGGGAGAGCCUUCCACCUAUGCCCACCCCACGAUGUGCCUGCUCUAACAUUGUGGUAAAAAACUGCCUUCUGGCUGUAGGUGGAGUGAAUCAGGGCCUGAGUGAUGCAGUGGAAGCUCUGUGUGUCUCUGACUCCUAGCCGGCCUGUCUCCGGAUGCCACACCAAGCACCCAAGAAGGCGAUUAGCCUGCAGUUUUGAGCAGUGGGCCUACACCAUCCCUCUCACUCACUACUCUGCUGCUUUCCUGUAUCUCCCUUCACUGUGUGUUUUGGGGAAGGUAGUUUCUUCAGGCAGCUACACAAUUUCAUGGCUCUGGUUGCUAGCAGAGGCCCUGUGGCAAUGUCAGUUUUGCAAGCUCUGUCGAGCUACAGCACCUGAUGAAUCUAUGGCCGCUUUUCCCUGUCAACUCUGAACGGCCAAGGAACAUGCUAGCUUUGCUUCCAAACAGAAAAGAUGCAUAGAAUGUUGUGGGUCACUCCAGGCAAGAAUUAGGAAGCAUUACCUAGGAACUAUGUGAUUGUUUUGCCUUCCUCUGAAAUACCAUGUUCUAGAUACAGUUGUUGAACCCACCACAAAAGUCUCCACUGGGUUUUUCACAGGUAAACAAAGGGAGUGCUGAAUCCCAGAGGCAGGGAGAGAGAGAGCUUCCUGGUGCUCUUUGAAAUGGACCCCAAAAGUUCUGGCUGUGGUGUUGGGUUUCAAAGGGUUCAUGGUUUAAAGCAUCCUGGAUGAAUUUCCAGGGUGCUUCCUCAUCAUGCAGCUAGCGGGAUGGUGAACCAACCCAAUUUGAUGCCUUGAUUGACAGUUCCUGCAAUUAAAAGUUCCAUAUUGCGUCUGCCAGUGGCUGAAGGCUAGGAGGCCAUAGUUAAGAAGCCAAUUUAUGGACAGGGAUGACUCUGCACUAUGGACCAAGAUUGCAGUACAGUACAUGUACUCAUGAAGUGUGUGCGCACACAGACACAGACACACACAGACACAGACACACACACACACUUUUCAAGUUGUUCAUAUCCUGUGUUUUUGGUUCAGUCCAUUAUACCCAAGGGGCCAGCUGUAAAACCUGGAGUGAGCUUAUUGUAGCCCAUGUUUGGAGAUUGUUAUGGGGUCUGCUCAUAACAGCUUUCACACAGCGCCCGCGGCAACAGCAAAGCUUUGAGUACCUGCUGUUUUUAUUGUAUUUCAUAUAUUGUUUUCUUUAUUACUUUGGCACAGAGGUUGAACUUGCCAGUGUCAUCUGAAUUAUGUAUGAUGGAUCAGUUGUAGCAGUUCUGCUUAGGUAUUAGUAAAUAGCACAAUUAAACUAUUCAUAUGGUAACCUCUGAGCACCUUUUAUAUACAGCUAGGGCCAUGACAAAUCCAAAAGAGGGCUGUGAACUUGCUUUGAGCUAUCUUUUUAAUCAAUGUGAGGGCAUUUCCAGACUGUCGCUAUUUUCAGGUGGGUCUCAGUCGCAUUCAGGCAAAUUACAGCUGACUGGUUGCUCUUGUGCAACAAGCCCACUUCCUCCUAAAACACUGGACUUUUUGUGAUAAGGAAAGAGAUGAGGAAACGGACUACUAGAACAUCUAGGGUGACAUUUGCUUGAUGUCAGCCUUGUCCACCCUGGAGCAAAAUGUGGGUUUGCACCAGUUUAUCUCCCCAUUAAUUUAAGGGUGUCCAUAUGAUAUCCUUCUCAUCCUGGUGUUGUCCUGGAUUUUUGACCCAUGGAAAGUCUGAGACGGCAAUGUAACGUGUGCCAAUGCUGCAGCAUCCUGCUAUAUGGUGUAGACACCUUGCUCUGGUUUUGUUCCUGAUUCUCUUUUGGGAGCUUCUCUUUCCAUGCCAACUCUUCAUUUCACUUUAGUAAGCGAUUGUGUGAGCUUCUGGCUUGCUGCUUUCGGAAUCCUUUUUCUCCUCUCAGGCAAGAGGCUUCUACUUCUAACUAGGGGUGAAAAACUUUGGGAAAUGGUUCUCCCAACCUGUUUCUCUUUGCCAGUAUCACAGGGAGGGGGAGGGGUUG